Messenger RNA from Anguilla anguilla (European eel), 5464 nucleotides. RefSeq names its product ST6 (alpha-N-acetyl-neuraminyl-2,3-beta-galactosyl-1,3)-N-acetylgalactosaminide alpha-2,6-sialyltransferase 4 (gene st6galnac4). NCBI's taxonomy places the organism in Eukaryota, Metazoa, Chordata, Actinopteri, Anguilliformes, Anguillidae. Gene Ontology annotation, biological process: oligosaccharide metabolic process; ganglioside biosynthetic process. The transcript has 5 exons. Bases 2416 to 3309 code for a protein of 297 amino acids. Gene Ontology annotation, molecular function: alpha-N-acetylgalactosaminide alpha-2,6-sialyltransferase activity. The record is from RefSeq and is a predicted model, not a curated record.
UUCGGACAUUGCGGUAUUUUUCUGUGUCAUGGGAGAUGCUAAGUCACUCACAAAUGUUACUAAAUUGUGAUAUUUGUCACAUUACUCACAGGUUUCCGAAUGGACAAUUAAAUAUAAACGUGCCUGCGGAGAUAUCCAAACAGUGUAGAGAGGGAUUCCAUGAUAAUCCAGCCAAAUUUUCAACCCAGCUAUGUCCACCUCACUAUCUCCCAGUUUAAUCGUUUGUUAACCCUUGGUUACUUUUCCACUUCAACUGAAGUGUGUUGAGAAUUUGGGUGCAAAAUGGCUGCCGUGCAUCCUCUAGGUAGGUGUCCAUGUUGAUGGCAGAUGAAGUAAGGUCACCUCAGCAUAUGUAAACUGUUUUGAGAUCAUGAAAUGAAAAGUAUUAUAUGAAUGCAAUUUAUGCCAAGAAGGUGCACAAGAAAUGCAUAACGACGUUCCAGUCAUCCAAAUAUAUCUGGCGGAUUUGGCAAAUGUUCUAAGCUACUUAACACCCAGGUAUGGGUAAAAUACACCAGAAUGUAUUUUUCUACAAAGUACCUCCAAAAAAUUCUUCUGUAUCCUACAAUCAGAAAUGUGGAGGCAUAUAUUGCUCUUUAGGGAUACAAAUGUAUAAAUCAUAUAGUAAAAUUGGUGUGCAACCAACCUACAAUCAAAUGCAUGUGUUUAAAUACUGUUUACCCCUGUUGUCACCUGUAAUCAGUUAUGUCAAUGGACAUUUACAAAUAUAUAUGGAUGUGUCUAAGAGCAGUAAUAAUAGAUUAGGGGUAGUGUUCGCUGUGCCUGAUUUUGAUAUUAAAAUAAAGAAGAGAAUAAAUGAAUACAUUUGUCUGCGUACAUACAGGAGAAAUGACGGCAGUUUUAUUAGCAUUACAGUGGGUAGAGGAAAUGGGGCCACUCGGGAUUAUAGUAGUAUAGUCCUCAAAUCUAAAGAGUCAUAAAUAUUUACACUCUGAGUCUAGAUCUGAUAUCCUAUAUGAGUUAUAACAAGUAUUGUAUAGAAUCCACAUUAUGGGAAUGAGUGUCUGUUUUGUGUGGAUCCAACAUGGGUAUGGGAAAUGAAUUAGCAAAUACAUUUGCAAAAGAGGCAAGUAGAAGGGCACAAGUGUACAUUAAAAUAGACUAUCGUAACGCAGAAAUUAAGAGUAUACUUAAAACUGAAACAAAAAAAUGUGAAAAGGGAAUUAGGAUGAGGGAAGGACAGGACAUUUACAGAAUACAAGAGGAAGUGAACUGGUCAAGGAAUGCAGGUAGGAGUAGAAAGAAGGAGUGGCUAUUACUAGAAUGAGAUUUGGACACACAGGAUUAAACACCACACUAUUUUAAAUGAGCAAACACAUUAUUGGGAGAUGUGACCAUUGUAAUAUACAAGAAACCAGUGAGCACGUUCUAGUUACAGCAAAUGUCCAAAAUAUAAUCAAGAUUGAGAGAAAUAGAUCAAAAAACUGUCAGAAAGCAAAGUGCGGUUUAACAUUAUUGUGAUUCUCCAAAGAGCUCACAUGAUCCUCGUUUUAAGUACAUUUUUCACUUCAUGAAGAAUAGUAAUCUACAGAAUCUGAACACAGCACUUCGAAUUACAGUAUUAGAUCUAGAAGGCAAUAAAUAUCCCGACCCACACUCCAGUUCGGAAGGUGGCGGUAACGCACCAAAAAGUUGUUGCCAACCGUCAUAAAACUCAAGAAGAACAUAACGGUAUUUGCUAGUUGUUUCGUACAGAGAAUGAGGCACAGUGAGUUUACUGAAUAACAACGGCUACCAAACCAACUGUAAUUCAAAAUAUAUGCAUACCUGAAAUGUUACCUGCGUAACGUUAAAUUAAUUUACGACAUAGCUCAUUUACCCCAGGUAACGUUAGACUGUUAAUUGUUAACUGUUAAUUCACAUGUGUGGCGUUGCAAUUAACUAACAGCAUCCAAUUAUUGUGACAAAUGAAGUAUCGUUUUUAUAUCCACAUUGAUGUAUAACAUCCGUUCUUGCAGAAUAAUGCGAAGAAGAAGAGCUAACUAGCUAGCAACGAAAUGUAGCUGGGUACCUUACGCUAAGCAUAGCUGGUUUGUUAGCGGUAGCUAGGGCCAUAUAACAUUCGCUAUUUCAGGUAAUGUUGGCCUGCUGUUGAAGCGAUGUUCCGAUGCUAAAUGAUCAAAUACCGAUCGCCGAUACUAAACGUCAGUAUUUAACAUGUAUUGACAUCAGCUAAACGCUAAUAAUGACUAUUGAGUUCAUCAGUAAUCAUACCUGAACGUUAACUUGCUGUAUUUGCUAAUGACUUGCAAUGGCUUGGGAGGCAAACAUUGAGGUGACUAACGGAAACGUUAGUUGUUGUUUUUUUUCCUUUCAUUUUUUCAUUUCAGGAAUUAUGCGCUUUCCAUUUGCCACUUCGAUUAGGCACGCUGGAGGCAGGAGCCCGGCAAAGAAAUGACCACAGGGCUUGUCUCAUCCCGGCAUAGGGUUUAUUGGAUCUGUCUGCUGAUCGUCUCGGCUCUGUCAGUGGUCUUAUGGUAUAAUCAUGUAACCAAACUGAAUGUUACCAUUAUGGCAAAUGUGGGUCUUCGUGGGUACGUCCGGAUCACAUCUGGACAGAUGGAUCAGUACCUGGAUGUCCACUGUAAAGAAUGUGCCUUGGUUUCCAGUUCGGGUCAGAUGCUGAAAGCAGGCAAAGGGAAGGAAAUCGACGAACUGGACUGCGUAAUCCGCAUGAACAAUGCUCCAACGGUGGGGUACGAGCAUGAUGUCGGGAGUAAGACCAGCCUGCGCGUUGUGUCCCACACCAGCGUGCCACUGAUACUCAAGAAUGAGACCUAUUACUUUCAGCAGUCAGCGGGUACCGUGUAUGUUGUGUGGGGGCCUGAGAGGAACAUGCGUCAGGAUGGCAAGGGCAAAAUUUUCAACGUUCUCCUCAAAGCUGCUAAGAAGUAUUCCCAUGCCAAAAUCUAUGUGGUGACCAGGGAGAAGAUUCAGUACUGCGAUGGACUUUUUCAGAAUGAAACGGGGAAAAACAGAAUGCAAUCGGGGGCUUUCCUGAGUACUGGAUUCUUCACCAUGGUGCUGGCGAUGGAUAUGUGUGACAGUAUUCAAGUAUAUGGGAUGAUCAGUGAUGACUACUGCAGCCAGGCCAAUCACACGGCCGUUCCAUACCACUACUAUGAGAGGGGCCGAAUGGACGAGUGCCGCAUGUACCGUGUUCACGAGAAGGCCCGGCGUGGCGGCCACCGCUUUAUCACAGAGAAGGCCAUCUAUGGCAGGUGGGCCUCCCACAAAAAAAUGCAGUUCCAUCAUCCCUCAUGGACAGCCCGGGAAAAUGUUUCCUGAAUGCAUUUGUUGUAUUUUGGAAUUUACCUAUUAUAUUUUAUGCAGUGGGUUCCCCAAAUUUAAUUACUGUCUGUCUCGAUAUCUAAGCUUGGUGGUUGAAGUCUUUGGAAAGUUAUGCCUACUAGUAGGUUAAAGGCAUUCUAUCACCUAUUUGUUCUGCUGGAUUUAAUAUAGGGGCAAUUCAGCUAGAAUUUUGAAUACUAAUAAGGUGUAAAACAGUAUAGUACCUAUCCACGGCCCUUAGGUUCAGAGUCCACUACUUUAACCAAUUCCCCACAUAACAGUCCUGUAUGUAUCCGUGUCAUCAAUUAUACAUAGUCUGACUUCACAAGUUUUAUUUGGUUCAGAAUUUCCAAAAAUCUGUGGCCGUUAUCUGUUGCAGUACAGAAAUGUGCUUCAGACCACAUGCACUUCAUGCAUUACUUUGUCUGUAGAGCCACUGGUGCGUCGGUGUGAACAUUCACAGAUAGACAAUCACUCAUACAACAAAGCAUGCUUAUAUGCAGUAAAUGAAAGCAUUCUUCUAGCCAGGCUUCUAGUUCACUCAGAAUUAAUCUAAACCAAGAGUAAAAAUGCAGGCUUUAAUGGAAUGGAAACAGCAGGCUGGACUGUUUCUUCUGUUUAAAUUUUUUAUUUUUGCUUUUCUGAAUAUGUGCACUGUGCAGCUUAUUGAUAGCUGAUGUUUUAAACAGAAAUAUAGUGAAAUUACAAAAUGUUUACCAAAAAAUGUUAACGGGUAAAGCAAUAUCAUCUAUUACAUUUAAAGUGGUGUCAGUCAAAAUCAUUCUUUUUUAUUGUAUUCUUUGGUUUAUUAUUUGUAAUGCACUGAUGACAGUCAAUUUAAGCAGUUGUUUUACUGCGAUUUGUUUGUUAAAAGCCAUAAAUUGCUUUAAAGGUUAUUCAGUUCGGCUUACAUUACUGCUGUGCUUUCUUAAUGAACUCUGUGUCUUUGUGCGUGUGUGUUCAAUUUUAUUUCUAUUUUUUUUAAAGCGUAUAUUAUUGCUGUACUUGACGUAACAGUUUAUGAUUGUAUGUGUCCAGAUGUGUUUUCUUCAUUUGAAAGUAGUACUUAUUCAGGUUGGAUUUGUCUCUUUAUCCAAUGGGAUGGAAUCUUAACAAAAAAAAAAAAAAGAACAACGUGGUUCUUCUGGAAAGAUGGUUAAGAGAAUAUCUCGGUGCAAUAUGACACAUGAAGGAGAAAGUACAUUGUUAUAUGUAGAAAUACUUGCCGUUAUACAUGCCAAUCCUUAUGAAAGGCUCUAAUAUGACUUUUCAGAUAUCGGAGAUAAGAUUGUUGUGCCUUAUGCAUUGUUGAAAAAACAGUUUCAAAACAGUUGUGAUAAAGAGGAGCCUGUAUAAGCAUUUUUGUUGCCACUAAGCAACCUCUUGCUGUUUAUAUUAUAUACAAUCUACAAAUAGGUCUGUGUUUAUGUACAGUAUUGCUGAAUCAUGAUAUGCUUUUUUGUGGACAGAACAUUCAACCACUUUGUCACUUUUACUGUGUUUUUGGCAUAUGUUUUUUAGUGAAUUUUUAUGGCACCCAUGAAUGCAUCAUUGUGUAAAUAGUCCUGUCCCCUUUAGUCUUAUGGCAUGGAAUGCAGUGCAGGGAAUACUGGCACAACAGUUUCAGUUCUCUCCUUAUCUCACUGCCAGAGACACAAAGAUUCUUUGAAGGGAAGAAAAUUCUGGUUCCCUGUGAUUGACGGUUCAAAGAGGGUGCAAAUGCAACUAUAGUUACAAGUAAUCUCAAGGGAAGUCAUUGAUAACAAGCACUCGUAAAAUACACAAUGUUUUUACAUUUUUACUUGUACUGAUAUUAAAUAUCUUGUGUUUAGACAACCUUGGAGUAUUCCAGGCAUGAUGUUCUCCUGUGCAUUUGCAGCCAAUCAUUUCACUCAUUGCUGUUUUUGAUGCAUUUUGAUACAUUCUGUACAAGACUGUGAUCAUGUUAUGUUGUGAGUGAACCAUUGCCAUGUCAUCUUUGUCCUGUUGAAAAUAUUUUUAAAUAACCAGUGGGUGACGGAACUGAAUGGCAUUGCUGCUCCAAAUGAACUUUGUAUUAAUUGUGUAAGUGUUAUGUAACCACUCUGUAUGCUUGUGACAAAGUUGUUGAAAACGGCUUGCACUUUCCCAUUAAACUUUUUAAAUGCUUUGA